AUGGACUUGGAUAGCAGCAUCAGAAUUGAGCAGGCAGGGAAUACAACUGCAAUUAGUGACCAGUGCUUUGUCACUAUUACGUUCCUCCAUGACAAGGAUUGUUUGGGCCGAUUCAUGCCACGGUUCUACAAGCGUCUGACAGUACAGCAGGAUAGCAUCUCACUGACGAGAGCUGGGUGGAAGGCCGCGUUCAAUGAUGAGGGGUUCUCGAGUGCUGCCAUUCUCAGAGCAGUGAAGGUGACUUGGGUGCAGUGGUCACUCUGUCUCGCUGAUGUUGAUGUUGAUAACAAUGAGGGCCUCCACAUUCUCUACAUUGCCCGCAUGGACCACCCUGAGCACCCAUCUAUGCAUGCAAUACCCCAGACUAUCCAGACCGAUCUCACCAUGUACUGGGUAGUCAUCAGAGAGACCAGAAACUCGAAGGGGUUCGUGCAUUCCUCGUGCAUGAUUCGUCCUUUCUUCAUCCAUUGGACAGAGGCUGAGGAGAGGCGAGUAAUAGUCGACAUCGCACAGAAGGAAAGUCUGGUUGAUCGCAUAACAUGUCGAAGGAAGGCGAUGGACGUUCCCCGAGGCAUCCUUGAUCCCAGAAAUGAGGACUUGGGUGGUGUGCUGGCGAAGAUAGCAGUGUGUUCGACCAUGGUGGGGGUCCAGGCAUCGGAGGGCUCCACAUCAGGAGAUGAGGAAUGGAGGGAGAGGGAGCUGAGUUCGGAUUCCCAGGGUUGUUCGAGGGUGGGUGGAGUGCGUACGGACGACGAGGAUGGUGGAUGGUGUGAGGAUGACUUGCAUGUAAUGGUCGUACUAUGGAUGAAUGCAUACCCAUCCAAGAUGCUCGCUUCAGAUUUAUGUUCCGCAUUGAGUUUCAACCCGGUGAACAAUGCACUUCUUGGGGACCACUCUGAGGACUGGUACCUGCAUCCGAUAACCCAGACCGUGGGAGCUGGGAGCCUUGGAGAGUUGCAGAUAUGGGGGAUCUGGAGAAGGUGGUCUCAGGAAGAGGAGAGCCAGUGGGAGGUGGAUUGGUUAGUUGUUGGAGAGGAUGUCGAAUUUGAAAUCGUUGUGGAGUCCUUGAUGUGUGCUGGGAUGGGGGGGGGGAGGGGCGUCUUACCUGGUGUAGUCAUUUCCCGCACUGCCACCCAUAAAGCCCACCCAAUUAAACUGCAGCAUCAACCUCAUCACUAUUGGCCCUAUCCUUUCGUCCCUUCCUAUACCACCUACAAAGGAGAUGAAUCUUCAUCAUGA
Desarmillaria tabescens is the source of this 1239-nucleotide messenger RNA. RefSeq lists its product as uncharacterized. The record is from RefSeq and is a predicted model, not a curated record. The transcript is spliced from 13 exons. Lineage: Eukaryota; Fungi; Basidiomycota; Agaricomycetes; Agaricales; Physalacriaceae. The coding region runs from base 1 to 1239 and encodes 412 amino acids.